Cannabis sativa is the source of this 1313-nucleotide messenger RNA. Its product is annotated as glucan endo-1,3-beta-glucosidase, basic vacuolar isoform-like. The transcript is spliced from 2 exons. Gene Ontology annotation, cellular component: plasma membrane. Lineage: Eukaryota; Viridiplantae; Streptophyta; Magnoliopsida; Rosales; Cannabaceae. Bases 117 to 1235 code for a protein of 372 amino acids. The record is from RefSeq and is a predicted model, not a curated record. Gene Ontology annotation, molecular function: hydrolase activity, hydrolyzing O-glycosyl compounds. Gene Ontology annotation, biological process: carbohydrate metabolic process.
AUUAGACUAAUUGAUUAUAAUACAUCUUCAUAUAUAUAUUUUUUUCUAUAUAAACAGCUCAAGUAGUGAUGAAAUGUAAUUAAUUCAAAGCUUUGGUUUAGUUAUUUUGUUUCUCUAUGGCUCCCUUACCCUUUCUUUCUCUCAAGCCUAACACUAUAUUGGCUUUUUUGGGAUUCAUACUCUCAAAUCUGGCCCUUCUUUCAGACGCACAAUCAAUAGGCGUUUGUUAUGGAAUGUUAGGCAACAAUCUACCGCAGGCAUCAGAAGUUGUAGCUCUUUACAGAUCAAACAACAUUGGAAGAAUGAGAAUCUAUGAUCCGAACCAGGCUGCAUUAAAUGCGCUCAGAGGCUCAAACAUCGAGCUUAUGCUCGGUGUUCCAAACUCAGAUCUUCAAAGCCUAGCAAACCCUUCAAAUGCAGCCUCAUGGGUACAAAGAAAUGUGCUCAAUUUUUGGCCAAAUGUAAGAUUUAGGUACAUUGCAGUUGGGAAUGAAGUGAAUCCAGUGAAUGGAGACACAGUUAGAUUCUCACAAUAUGUUCUGCCAGCUCUAGUUAACAUAUUCAAUGCAAUUAGAUCAGCUGGUCUUGAAAACCAAAUCAAAGUAUCCACAGCCAUUGAUAUGACUUUGAUAGGAAACUCAUUUCCACCAUCAGCAGGGGCUUUUAGAAGUGAUGUUAGAUCAUAUAUUGACCCAAUUAUUGGGCAUUUAGUUUGGGCAAAAACACCUAUACUUGCUAAUAUCUAUCCUUAUUUUGCAUACUCUGGAAACCCAAGAGAUAUUUCUCUUUCUUAUGCUUUAUUCACUUCACCAUCUGUUGUUAUAUGGGACAAAGGACUUGGUUACCAAAACUUGUUUGAUGCUAUGUUGGAUUCUUUUUACUCUGCUCUUGAAGGGGCUUGGGGAGGUUCUCUAGAUGUGGUUGUGUCCGAGAGUGGUUGGCCAUCCGCCGGUGCAUUCGGGACUAGUUUCGACAAUGCAAAGACUUACCUUUCUAAUCUUAUAAGACAUGUUAAGGGAGGUACUCCUAAGAGGCCUAAUAGACCUAUUGAGACUUACUUGUUUGCUAUGUUUAAUGAGAAUCUUAAGGAGCCUGAAUUGGAGAAGAAUUUUGGCUUGUUUUUUCCUGAUAAGAGGUCAAAAUACAAUCUCAAUUUUGGUGGAAGAAGAAUUUGGGAUAGUGUUUUAGAUGAUGAAUUCAAUUCUACUUCAAUCCCUCUAGCAACUGAUAUGUAAGCAUAUAUCUAUUCUAUAUAAAGUGUGUCUAUAUAACUGAAAUUCUUGGUUUUUGAAAAAUUUAUGGGUAAAUUUUAA